Molecule: messenger RNA, 2040 nt
Organism: Triticum turgidum subsp. durum (durum wheat)
Lineage: Eukaryota; Viridiplantae; Streptophyta; Magnoliopsida; Poales; Poaceae
Source: the annotation of a GenBank genome assembly
AUGGCGACGGUGAUGAGGAGAUCAGUAACAGCGCUUAGCCUGAUCCAGAGCUCCCUCGCGCCAAGCUCGAGGCUGGGACGCUGCCGAAUCCGUCGCGCUAUGUGCUCCGGCGCGUGGCAGGAGGGGGAAUCCGAGGCGGCGGUGCGCGACGUCGUGUGCUUCGGCUCCGGGAGCCUGGACGAGGUGGGAAGCAGGCUGGAUCGCCUGAACCUGGCCAUAUCGCCGGCCCUGGUCAGGCGGGUGAUCGAUUCUUGUAGCGAGAGGAGUGAUUCAGGCAGGAGGCUGCUGCGGUUCCUAUCGUGGUGCCGCUCUAAGGACCUCGCCGGAUUGGGGGAUGAGGAGCACGACAGGGCGAUUGCGGUGCUUGCCCGGAUGGGUGACCUCACCGCUAUGAAAAUUGCUGUCGGAGAUGGGGAGAAGGAUGGCCGUAGGAUGGCUCCGGAGACGUUCACCGCUGUGGUCGAGGCUCUUGUCAAGGCAGGGAAGGAGGAUGAGGCUGUUAGGUUGUUCAGAGGCUUGGAGAGGCAGAAAUUGCUGCCUCAGCAAGGCCCGGGUGCUGGAGGGGAAGGCAUAUGGUGCAGCAGCCUUGCCAUGGUCCAGACAUUGUGCAUGAAGGGCUAUGCUCGUGAGGCGCAGGGUGUUGUGUGGCACCAUAAGAGCAAACUCUCAGCGGAGCCCAUGGUCAGCAUCGUUCAGCGUAGCCUCCUCCAUGGAUGGUGCGUCCAUGGAAAUGCUAAGGAAGCUCGGAGAGUCCUUGAUGAUAUCAAGUCCUCAGGCUGCCCAUUGGGAUUGCCGUCGUUCAACGACUUUCUAAACUGCGUGUGCAAUAGAAACCUCAAGUUUAAUCCUUCUGCGCUUGUUUCUGAGGCCAUGGAUAUCUUAACUGAGAUGAGGUCCUAUGGUGUCACCCCUGAUUCAUCCAGCUUCAACAUCUUACUGUCUUGUUUGGGACGAGCAAGAAGAGUGAAAGAAGCAUACAGAAUCCUCUAUUUGAUGAGGGAAGGAGAAGAAGGGUGCUCACCUGACUGGGUUAGCUACUAUCUUGUAGUUAAGGUCCUCUAUUUGACCGAUAGAAUUAUCAGAGGAAAAAGGCUUGUAGAAGAUAUGCUUGAAAGUGGGGUGCUUCCGACAGCAAAGUUUUUCCAUGACCUCAUUGGCAUCCUUUGUGGGACAGAGAAAGUUGAUCAUGCUCUUGACAUGUUCAGAAUUAUGAAAAGUUGUGAGUUAGCGGACACUCAUACAUAUGAUCUGCUUAUAGAAAAGCUUUCUAGGAACGGUAGGUUCGAGGUUGCAAAGGAGUUAUGGGAUGAUGCUACUAAGAAUGGCAUUGUGUUAGGGUGCUCAUCGGAUCUGUUGGAUCCCUUGAAGACAGAAGAGCAACAACAAGAUUUUGGUGUGCUACUAAAGCAGGGGGCUGAAGGAAGGGUAUUUGUUUCUACAUUUGUUGGACGAAAAUGCGUAAUCAAAGAGCGCUUUUCAAAGAAGUACCGUCACCCAUUGCUGGACUCAAAGCUGACUCUAAAACGCUUAAAUGCUGAAGCUAGAUGCAUGACAAAAGCGAGGCGGCUUGGUGUUCCUACACCAGUUCUGUAUGCUGUGGACCCUCUUCAACAUACAUUAACCUUUGAGUAUGUGGAUGGCUUGUGCGUCAAAGAUAUUCUUCUUGGAUUUGGGUCAAAUGGGAUAAAUGAAGAACGUCUUAAUGACAUUGCCACACAGAUAGGUAAUGCAGUUGGCAAACUACACGAUGGAGGUCUUGUCCAUGGUGAUUUGACAACUUCAAAUAUGAUGAUCAAGAACAGCACCAAUCAACUGGUUCUUAUUGAUUUUGGUCUGAGCUUUACAUCAACUAUUCCCGAGGACAAGGCAGUGGACCUAUAUGUUCUUGAGAGAGCCUUGAUUUCCAUGCAUUCUUCAUGUGGGGAUGUGAUGGAGAAGAUCCUUGCAGCGUACCGAAAAGCUUCAAGGCAGUGGUGUGCCACUACGAACAAGCUAGCUCAAGUCAGGCAGCGGGGCAGAAAACGAACAAUGGUUGGGUAA